Sclerotinia sclerotiorum 1980 UF-70 is the source of this 1116-nucleotide messenger RNA. RefSeq lists its product with no specific name. Lineage: Eukaryota; Fungi; Ascomycota; Leotiomycetes; Helotiales; Sclerotiniaceae. Bases 1 to 1116 code for a protein of 371 amino acids. The transcript is spliced from 3 exons. The record is from RefSeq and is a predicted model, not a curated record.
AUGACUGACGAGCAUGAAGAUGUCGUCGAGAAUGCAAACGCAGUGGAGCUCAAUGAAGGCAUUAAUGUCCUUCAGUAUGCAUCCGCCAUAAGUGAUCCGAAUAUUGAAGUGACUGGCAGCUUCUUUGAUGGACUAGCAUCAGACAUGGAUAUGCAUGCGUCGGAUGAUGAUGCGGGCGCUUUAGGCGACCAUGAGGCGGAUAGCGGGGAUGCUCUCGAAGACACAGAAAUCUCUAUAAAGGGUCAAGAAGGCGAUACUUUGGAUACAAAUGGCCAGGUGACUGAUAAUCUUCCUGAUGUCCAAACUCAAUCUGCUGGGCCCAAGCAGAAAAAGCCUUCAUUCGCAAUCAAAUAUUUAUCCUGCAGCAGUGAAUCACUUAUCGACCUUCCGCGAAACCACGUUAAUCUACCUCCAGAAGAACUUGAUUUCAUCGCACAGCUACUGAAAAAGAAGAGGAGCCCGAUAAUUCAUGGCGGUAUUCAAAAGAAAACUCGCCAAAAUUACGGUUCUGGGAAAAAGGCAUAUCAUCCAAAAAAUCCGGCCGGACUAGACAGACUCUUUCGCUAUGCGGCAUCACAAGCAGAUUCUAUGGAAACUCAACCAGAAGAUGAGCAUGGAUGGGCCGUGCUAAACUCGCAGACAUUGCCUCGGAUGGACACGAAAAAUGAUGAGUUCGUCUGCCCAGGACUUUUUCUGCGGCUAUGGGACAAGGCCAGCAAGUCCAGGAUAGAUGACGAUGAUCACAGUUUCCUCUCGGCGUCUGCAGAGUUGCCUCUACGCACUGUAAAGGAACGCUCUAAUUUUCUUCGUGAUCAUACAUACUGGAGACAUCGUGGUCUUACUCAGGGUAUUUCCAUUACAAGUCACCUAAUUCCAGCAUAUGAGGCACAUGAGAAGAUGCGCGUGGGAAUGCUUGAGGCGAACCCGGACAUGUACGUGGGUGUUGAGUCAAUCUUCGUGGACAACAAGACGGUCGAAGAACUAGAAGCCUCGUUCACUGUUCAUAUCCAAAAUCCGCGUGCUCCAAAAGCAGUUCAACGGAAAUCUGGAUCGAAGGAUGUUGAAGCGUCUACUUCUGACGAUAACCGUGGAUCUAAUAACAAGGAGCGAUGCUAG